Molecule: messenger RNA, 712 nt
Organism: Haliotis rufescens (red abalone)
Lineage: Eukaryota; Metazoa; Mollusca; Gastropoda; Lepetellida; Haliotidae
Product: collagen alpha-1(XII) chain-like
Exons: 3
Coding region: 22-687 (221 amino acids)
Source: RefSeq, a predicted model, not a curated record
UCGUCGGGUCGCCUGUUAAUCAUGAGAAUUUGGCAGCUGCUUAUGGUCUUGGGGCUUUUCCACAUCAGAAAGGCUUCCGCCAAGCGGGUGUGCGGCCAGAAGAAAUUCGAUAUCCUGAUCGUAGAAGACGUAUCUAACUCAAUCGGGAAGCUUCAGUACAGUAGCGUGAAACGAUUUGAACAACAAAUGCUCGGGGAUUUGGAAAUAAACUCUAGGGGCAUUAAUAUUGCUUUUAUGGUAUUUUCCGUAAAUGCAAGAGUGGUAUUCCAACUAAAUGCCUACUCUAACAACAGAUCAGCUGUUCUUGCUGCUGUGAACGCACAAGUACAUGAAGGUGGUGCUAGUACACAUAUUGGCGAAGCCAUAAAGUUGGCUAACGACGACGUUUUUACGGGAAGAAACGGUGACCGACCAGACGCUGACAACAUGGUCAUCUUCUUCACUGACGCCUAUGGUACAGAUGAUGACAAAUUGGUUGUGGCUGCCAACAUUGGUUACCUUCAAUCAAAAUCUGAAGUUUUCGUCGUCCAUUCGAAGGGACCAGGCGAGACAGCCAAUAGAAAUGCGACUAUCAGUGCACUUGCAUCAGACCCAGAUAACAGUCAUGCUUUCAGCGUUUACAACUCAAAUGCUUUCAAUGCAUUCAUGCAAAAAGUCAGGGCUAUGCACUGCGAGUCACUUUAUUGAGGAAAGAGCAUGUCAAUUGCAUUCA